CCUCCCCCCACCGUCGCCCGUGUCUCUGGCCCCACCCCCACCUAGCUCGAUGCUGGCACUCCUUCGCCCGCGGUUGUCCCGACUAGCGGGCACGUCCGGCCGAUCAGCGACCGCAACCGUGGUCGCCCGGCUCAGCUCCACCGACAGCAGUGUCUCACAUGUGACGGAUCCCCCCCAGCCAUCGACCGCAGGGCUCCCCGCGCAUGCAUCUUCAUCCUCGCAGGACUAUGCCCUUAGUAGCCUGUGCUGUCCGCAGCCCCAUUUCUUCCUGGACCAUGUUCGCUUUGAAGGACACACGCACUUCCACGACUUGCACGAGGACACCCGGCCACCAAUCCUGCCGCAUCUGGAACACCACCGGAGCAGCAUCCACAUCGGGGAGUUUCGCUCGCUGACCCAUCUUUCGGUCGACUCCCUCGAGGCCAUCUACCAAGACGCGGAUCGGAAUCUCGAACACAUAUGCUCCGCCGUGGAGCAGCCUUUCGUCCAGCCGACCUCCGUGUUGCGAUUUACUUUCGACUCAACAGUCCCAACCUCAUGGCAAUUUAGCAACCUAUCAGCCAAGCUGCUCCAGUCGCCGACACCGAUCAGCGAGCUCCACCUUUCAUCGGCCGGAAGUCCCCUUCGUUGCGACCUCUUGUCCGGCUCCAUCUGGCACGCCAUCGCGACACGGCACUUUAUGUCUCUGGAGCGCGUGACCAUCGACAAUAUCUCCGUCACCAAACAGACCCUCCGGCGGCUGUCCACGCUCCCUCGCUUGGCCCAUCUUCACUUUUCCAAUUGCCAAGGAUCCUCCGACGCUUUGUUUGUCAUGUUUGAUCACAACCGCGAGUACGGCGACCCCUCAAUGGCUAGGAACGCGCAGCUCCCCAUUUAUUUGAGGCAAUUUGGCGCUCUGAAGAGCCUCGUCAUCGAUGUCACCGGGCUGCCACAAAACUCCAAGUCCCGGAAAGCCGGUCUGUCUUCGCUGGUCUCCCUGCUGGAGUGGUGCAUGUAUGACCCCCUGCUUCAUCCGACCUCGCGCAAGGCUUUCCUCACGGACCUCCCGCCGCCUGCCCUCUCGACGGUCGUGCUCAGGGGAAUGAACUUCUCUCUGCAACAAAUGACCGGGACUGGGAAGCUGCUCGAGGAUCAGGUCCGGUCUUACACGUCCCUCCGGCACCUGUCUUUCUCCCAGUCCCGCAUCAUCAAUGGGUCUGAGAUUUUUUCACAAAUCCUGAACUCCGUCUUGCCGAUGCUGCACCUGGUCGAGCUCCCCGAGCGCGAGUCGUACUCCCUGCACCGGGCUCUUCACAACAUGCGGGACUCCCUUUCAGCCCCCCACUUCUUGGUUGUGCCGCAAUCCAGCAUCAUCGGCAAACCGGCGGUUAUCAGGGCCAUCAACAGCAUUCUCACCGCGAAGUUUCUCCACCAUACGUCCCUGCGAAACAUCCUGGUCCUGGGUGACCAGUCUGAUUUGGUGGAGUGGCAAUCGAGCCUCAUCAAGACAUGGCAGCGCAUUCCGGACGCCAACCGCCCGGAGUAUCUCCAACAUCUGCCGGCCCAUCCGGUGGUCGGGUCCGCCGCGCAGGCGGUUCACUUCCUGCCCGGCGCGGCGUCGCCGCUUCCCUGGUCCCUAAGCUGCUUCGCACAGCAUGGCCCCGUCACCGAAGACACCACCGCGGCACCAGCCGACCAAACUGCGAGCUUUCACUUUGCCGGGCCGCUGGAGCAAACCGUCAACCAGCACCUGCUGGCUGGCCGGCGAACGGCCGGCUUCUUCGCCGGGCUCCUGGCUCCCCUGGUCUCCAAGGCCAUUGUGGAUCGGAAGUUCUUGGAGCUUCAGCCCGGCGAGAAGCCGCCUCCUCCGGCGACCAUUCAGACGCAAUGGGACCACUACCAGGAGGUCCAGAGCGCGAACCUGUACCUGGCCUGGUAUUCGGCGAGUCGCGACCAUCAGAACUCCUCGCACCCGGAGAAGGAUCUUUCCCAUGGCCCGUCCAUCAAUGGCCUACAUGCUGGGCCCCUCUCCGCGGAGCAUGUGGCCCUGGUGCAGGACGCCCUGCUGGCCAACCAGGCGGCGGCCUUUGUCACCCAGCGGGGCAUCAAGCGCCUGACCGUGGACCAAUUCAAUUUGCUGGUGCGCUUCAUGCUGCCGGAUUUGGCCCCGCUGGCUCGGAGUUCCGGGGCGGUCUCCUGCAGCGCCGGCGACCGGGCUGCCGGUGAUGCCGUGGCCAAUGAUGGUGGCGAUGCUGGUCUUCCUGCUGAGGCUCCGUCGCCGGAUGUUGCCACGUCUGUGCUGCGCCUGAGGACCGACUACAGCCUGUCGAAUUUGCUGCACCGCAUCUCGGCGCUGGAGAUCUUGGUCGAUGGAAAUGGCCAGCCAGCCCGCAUGGAUCAUGUCCUGGAGCUGGUCAUCCGCCUGCGCCUGCUGGCUGCCCCGGGCACCACGCCGCCGGACUCCACCUCCUUCAUCCACUGGACCCAGCACCAGGUGCAUGCGUGGUUGCACCUGCUCCCGGCGGAGCUGACCGAGCCGCUGAUGGUGCAGGGGGUGCUCAACGAGCACAUUACCCCGAAGAAUGGCAUGCAGCUGCUGGCUCUCGCCAAUGCCAUCCAUCACAUCUCCGGUGAGAAGUUGUUCCUAAGGGGCCUGCCCUCGACGAGCUCCAGGUGUGGCCCCUACCCGCAGGCCCUGUCCACCCUGCUCGGGCUCUCUGUCAGCCAUGAAGGAGCCAUCAGUGUCGAGGGGGACCCCGAGAACCUCAGCCAUACGGGCAUCUCGUCGGCUGUGCUGUCGCUGCUCAAUGCGAAUGCCACCAGCCCGAUAUACUCGGUGCCCUCGUGGGUUUCGUCCUUGGACCUGAACAAGCCGCUGGCCACGCUGAUCUAUUCUCCACUACCGGCCCCGCCCACCACCUCGAGCUAAAAAUCCGG
Molecule: messenger RNA, 2916 nt
Organism: Fonticula alba
Lineage: Eukaryota; Rotosphaerida; Fonticulaceae
Exons: 7
Coding region: 50-2908 (952 amino acids)
Source: RefSeq, a predicted model, not a curated record